UUUGUUUUUGAGUGAAAGUGAAAGAACUCCCUUGUUUAUUGAGAGGAGGCCUUCCUGAGCAGGGUUAACUUGAGUCAAAACACCAAAACUGGAGAAAAAUCAAGGCAAGAAUUCGAUUUAGUUGUCCUGAUGCUUGGAAAUAGCGUUAUGCUUCACGACUCCGCCAGGGGGCAGAAAAGAUCAUAUCGCGCGGAAUUUUUAUUUUUCCUUUUUUUUUUUGUAAUCUCCUACUUUUCUCCCAAACUGUGUGCUCCCCCUGAUGAAACCGAAGAAACCGAAUCCCCCAGCUGUAGUGUCCCAGCGCCGCCUCCCUCGGCGCCCCUGCCCUACCCUGCCGUGCCCUGCCCUGCCCUGAGCAGCCUGCGGCGCUGAGCACAGUCCCCAACUAUACUGCAGGUCACCAGCCCUGAAGAUGAAGGUUUGGCUGCUCCUUGGACUUCUGUUGGUACACGAAGCGCUGGAAGAUGUUGCUGGCCAACAGCCUCCUAAGAACAAACGUCCAAAGGAACAAGGAGACAACAGAAUCAAGCCUACCAACAAAAAGGCCAAACCCAAGAUCCCGAAAGGAAAAGACAGGGACUCAGCUGACACAACACCAAAGAACCCGUCCAUCAUGGUGCAAGCAAUGGACAGCGGGCGCUUCCAGAAGCCUGCUGCCACGAUGAGUCUGACGGCAGGGCAAACUGUAGAGCUCCGAUGUAAGGGAAGCAAAGUGGAGUGGAGCUACCCCUCCUACCUGGACGCCUUCAAGGACUCCCGCCUCAGCCUGAAGCAGAACGAACGCUAUGGGCAACUGACGCUGGUCAACUCCACCUCAGCCGACACGGGUGAAUUCAGCUGCUGGGGGCAACUGUGCAAUGGCUACAUCUGCAGACGAGACGAGUCCAGGAUGGGCUCCACCUACAUCUUCUUCACAGAGAAAGGAGAGCUGUUUGUACCUUCUCCCAGUUACUUUGAUGUUGUCUACCUGAACCUGGACAGACAGGCUGUGGUCCCUUGUCGAGUGACAGUGCUGUCAGCCAAAGUCACGCUCCACAGAGAGUUUCCUGCCAAAGAAAUCCCUGUCAACGGAACAGAUAUAGUUUAUGACAUGAAGAGAGGCUUUGUAUACCUUCAGCCUCAUUCUGAUCACCAGGGUGUGGUCUACUGUAAAGCUGAAGCUGGGGGCAAGUCUCAGAUCUCCGUCAAGUAUCAGCUGCUCUAUGUAGAAGAAAGGUGUGUGCAUGCGGAGCUCAUUCUUCCUUCCCGCUUGCCCCCAGUUCCCAGCGGCCCUCCGUCAACCACCAUCUUGGCCUCCUCCAACAAAGUGAAUGGCGGGGAUGACAUCAGUGUGCUCUGCACUGUCCUAGGGGAGCCCGACGUUGAGGUGGAAUUCAGGUGGAUCUUUCCUGGGCAGAAGGACGAAAGGCCUGUGGCCAUUCAAGACACCUGGAGACUCAUCAACAGAGGACUCGGGCACACCACAAGAAUCUCCCAGAGUGUCAUCACCAUUGAAGACUUUGAGACCAUUGAUGCAGGAUAUUAUAUAUGCACGGCUCAGAAUCUCCGAGGACAGACUACAGUGGCUACCACUGUUGAGUUUUCCUGACUUGGCAAAUGAAGUACAGUGAACCGAUGGGCAGCCAUCUGUAUGCACAACCUUUUUUUUUUUUUAAGUGCUUUGUGGGCGGUCGAUACAAAGGGCCAGCCUCUGCCUGUGGGUCAGGCAGACAUCCAAAUCCAAAGGAAGUGUUACCUUUUCUAAUGAAAGUGUAUUUUGAUUACGUACAGCCAUGUUUUUAAUUUUUAUACCAAGAAAAACAUGUCAACAACUUUGUAUAAUCAUUUCUAUUAAAUGAGCAAGAUUUUAUAAAAAACAAAAAA
This is a messenger RNA of Mesocricetus auratus (golden hamster), 1863 nucleotides long. RefSeq names its product platelet derived growth factor receptor like (gene Pdgfrl). NCBI's taxonomy places the organism in Eukaryota, Metazoa, Chordata, Mammalia, Rodentia, Cricetidae. The record is from RefSeq and is a predicted model, not a curated record. The coding region runs from base 413 to 1588 and encodes 391 amino acids. The transcript is spliced from 6 exons.